AUGCCUUCUGCGCAGGUUUUCCUCUGCCUUGCCGUCAUGCUUGCUGCGGCGGCGGCUACCGCUCAGGCGCACCUGCAGUGCCUCGACAACCCGCCGGAGCGGUCUCUUCUUGGCGGCCAGGCCGAGGCCGGCGAGGUCGUCCACGAUCUCCCAGGUGGCUUCAGGGCCUACGUCACCGGCGCCGCAAGCUCUAGCCACGCUAUCGUCCUCGCCUCCGACGUUUACGGGUUCGAAGCACCAUUACUCAGAAAGAUAGCCGACAAAGUUGGUGAGGCUGGAUACUUCGUUGUGGUGCCUGAUUUCUUCAAUGGAGACUAUUUAGAUGAGAAGAAAAAUCUUACGGAAUGGCUCAAGGCUCACUCUCCGGUAAAAGCUGCUGAAGACGCGAAGCCACUGUUUGCUGCUUUGACAAAGGAAGGAAAGACCAUCGCUGUAGGAGGUUAUUGUUGGGGAGGAAAGUUUAGUGUGGAGGUGGGGAAAACGAAUGAGGUUAAAUCCGUAUGCAUUUCGCAUCCUUAUAGUGUGACUGCGGAUGACAUGAAAGUGGUCAAAUGUCCAAUUGAGAUCCUUGGAGCUCAAUACGAUACAAGCACACCGCCAAAACUAGUGUACCGGUUUGUGCAUGUACUGCGUCAAAGAGAAGAGGUUCCCUACUAUGCAAAGGUCUUUCAGGGAGUUGAGCACGGAUUUGCCAACAGAUACAAUACCACCGAUCCUUUCGCUGUCAAAACUGCUGAGCAAGCCCUAGCUUACAUGAUCAGCUGGUUCGACAAAUACCUGAAGUAA
Molecule: messenger RNA, 786 nt
Organism: Miscanthus lutarioriparius
Lineage: Eukaryota; Viridiplantae; Streptophyta; Magnoliopsida; Poales; Poaceae
Source: the annotation of a GenBank genome assembly